Molecule: messenger RNA, 1859 nt
Organism: Bactrocera oleae (olive fruit fly)
Lineage: Eukaryota; Metazoa; Arthropoda; Insecta; Diptera; Tephritidae
Gene: Polr3D
Product: RNA polymerase III subunit C53
Biological process (GO): tRNA transcription by RNA polymerase III
Cellular component (GO): RNA polymerase III complex
Molecular function (GO): DNA binding
Source: RefSeq, a predicted model, not a curated record
AUUGAAAUUACUGUUUUCAACAGUAAACGUUUAAAAGACGAAAGAAAAAUAACCUAUUGUGAAUGUCGGCAAAGUUUAUAAGAAUUUGACACAUAGCGAAGGAGGUAAUCAAAAUAACAACAAAAACCACAAACAUUACAGAUCUGGUGCUAUUUAUUUGCCACAUGUCCGCUGAGAAUGAGAAUGUGCAUCAAAUUAGAAUCAAAACAAGUAUUUAAGAGACAUCUGACCAAAAAGCAGAAUCAGUUGCAGCAAAAACUAACGGUAGCUUUAUAUCGCACAUCAUAAAAACUGGAUCCCGGCAACAAUAAAGCGGUUGUUACUAAACGUAUUACACACACUAGAGAUAACAACCGAAAGAAAAAGCAUGAACGGCAGCUCGGCAGCAACUACACCAACACUACACAAAUUAACUUCUUUAAAACCGGCCCGUGAUUUGACAUUGGGUGGACGUGGUGGCAAUGCCGGUCCUAAUGCAGCAAAAAAGGUAUUCACGCCCAACCUCAAUGUGGUGCGCAACAAGAACACCAAUGUCAAAACAUCAAAGGACACUACAGCCCGCGGUGGUCGUGGACGCGGUGCGCGAGGUGGACGUGGUGCCGGCAGUGGAACGCGAGGUGGACGUGGUGGUGCUGCUGGCGGUGCCAAUUCAUCGCUCAUACAAACUACUGGUGUGUUUUCAGAAGGUGCUGGUGCUAUAAACAUACGUAAAGCGAGCUCGGGCGGCUCAGGUUUCGGCAGUCGAAAUGUCGAUGAUGCCGCCUCACAAAUGCGUCGGCCAACAAUAAUAAAACAGGAACAUUUGAAAAAAAUUGAUACGAAAGCUGAUGAAGAGCAACUGCGUGAACUACUUGGUGAUACAGAUGAAGAUGAUUUAGUAAAUGAAAAGACUGAUUUAGAAAUGAUGCCGGUCAAACUCAGUAAUGCCAAGUGGAAGCCUAUAAAAAUUGAAGUUAAGCAAGAGAAAGUAGAGCCUGGAGUAAAAAAUGAAGCUGCUGAAAUUUGUGAAGAUAUCGAAUCCGCUGUCGCUAUUGCACAAAAUUUGCAAACGCAGGUUGUAAGAGAAGAGCAGCAGCAACAACGCACAAACGGUGCCUUGGAGCGAUAUCCAGAGUCCGUUGCUGAACUGCUAGACCGAACACAAUCACAGCUAUUAUUAUUACAGCUGCCAAAUGUGUUGCCUUGUGAAGACGAUGUGGAGGAAGUUAUCGAAAAGCCACAUCAUGAAAAGAACAUUACUGCAGACACACCCUCUACAUCACAAAAUCCACCUGCUACAAAACCACCAACGAAGCGUACAUCGAUGAAAGAUUUGGAAGAGGGUAAAAUUGGUAGAUUACUACGCUACAAGUCGGGGAAAGUAAAGCUGGUUUUAGGCAAUACGUAUUUCGAUUUAAAUAUGGGCAUUGAAACUGGUUUCCUACAAGACCUCAUGUCCAUCAAUACCAACCGAGAAGAACGUAGUGGCAAUAUGAUUAAUCUCGGUUCCAUACAAGCGAAACUGACAGUCACGCCCGACUGGGAGCAUUUAAUGGAACAAGAAGAUCGACGGCAGCGUUCAAAACCUGCAUAGCACUGCGAACAUUAUAACUUUUAUAUAAAUUUAGUUAUAAAUUAUAUGUUAAUUCGGCGACUAUUUCUAAGUUACUGUAGUUUAAGCCGAGAAAGCGCUCCCUGAAGCUAAUUUUGUGAAAUUAAUAUUGGGAAGGCGUUAAGAAAUUAUCAACAAUUGAUACCUUUUUUUGUAAAAUAAAAAGUUAAAAGGUAAUUGUUUACUUUGAAAAACAUAUGUAUUGUACAUGUCAUGUACAUGUGUAAUAAAUAAAGCUAAACUGUGAGUUAGAACAAAGUGAGAAAAA